Messenger RNA from Siniperca chuatsi (mandarin fish), 2288 nucleotides. It is a transcript of the gene mpp1, whose product is annotated as MAGUK p55 scaffold protein 1. Gene Ontology annotation, cellular component: plasma membrane; cell-cell junction. Lineage: Eukaryota; Metazoa; Chordata; Actinopteri; Centrarchiformes; Sinipercidae. The transcript is spliced from 12 exons. The record is from RefSeq and is a predicted model, not a curated record. Bases 272 to 1675 code for a protein of 467 amino acids. Gene Ontology annotation, molecular function: signaling receptor binding.
AGCAUAAGCCUGCCCCUCUGAGCAGCAGUCAGUUACAUGUUUACUUGCUUUGUCAGCGGUGUCCCUGCAGCAGAUAUCUUAGGCACCUCACCUGCUGCUGAUCUAAACCUUGGACUUUUAUCUCAGAGAGUGAUUUAUCACAUCGUCAGGGCUCCUUAUCAGCAGUUUCCUCUCUCGUAGCAUUUUCUAGCCAGCCUCUUGCGGACUUUGAGCGGGGGCACAUCGGGUUCACAGGGUUUUUUUUUUUUUCUUCCUAGCUAACAGGGAAAAGAUGACGUUAAAAUCCAAUAAAAACGAACCUGCUGUCAUACUGGAGCCUGUUAACAGCGUCCGGACAGCCCUCUCCGAUCUGUACCUGGAGCAGCUCCUUCAAAACAAACCAAAGUCUGACAAGGCAGCUAUGCAAACCUAUGAGAAUAAGGGGGCCGAGGUUUACACCAAUGGUAGUGCUGGACACAUGAACGGCACAGAACAGGCCGGGAUGAAAGAAGUAGCAUUUGAAAAGAAUCCUUCAGAGCCAAUGGGGGUCACUCUGAAGCUGAACGACAAACAAAGGUGCACUGUGGCCAGAAUAUUACACGGCGGCAUGAUCCACAGACAAGGGUCCUUACAUGAAGGGGAUGAAAUAGCAGAAAUCAAUGGAAAAAGUGUGACAAACCAAACUGUAGAUCAGCUACAAAAGAUCCUGAAAGAAACCAAUGGAGUAGUCACAAUGAAGAUCAUUCCCAACCUGCACGGUCGAUCCAGAGCCUGUGAGAUGUACAUGAGGGCCCAGUUUGACUAUGACCCCGCCAAGGAUGACCUCAUUCCAUGCAAAGAGGCAGGUCUGAAGUUUCAGACCGGUGACAUCAUUCAGAUCAUCAACAAGCGGGAUCCGAACUGGUGGCAAGGCAGAGUGGAGAGCAGUGUUGCUGACUUCGCUGGACUGAUACCCUCCCCAGAGCUCCAAGAAUGGAGGGUGGCAAGUAAAAGCAAGGCCAGAGAGGGCAGUCAGUCCUGCAGCCCGUUUGGAAAGAAAAAGAAGUGCAAAGACAAGUACUUGGCUAAACACAGCUCUAUUUUUGACCAGCUGGAUGUGAUUUCUUAUGAGGAGGUUGUUCGGCUCCCUGCUUUUAAAAGGAAAACACUGGUGCUUAUUGGUGCACCCGGCGUAGGAAGGAGCCAUAUCAAAAAUGCACUUUUGACCAAAUACCCUGAGAAAUUUUCCUACCCUGCCCCACACACCACCAGACCCCAACGUAAGGAUGAGGAGAAUGGACAGGAAUAUUAUUUCAUCUCCAAUGAAGCCAUGACCAAGUGCAUCUCUGGAAAUGAGCUACUGGAGUACGGCAGCUUCCAGGGAAAUAUGUUCGGUACCAAAAUUGAGACCAUCCAGAAGAUCCACGAGCAAGGCAAAAUCGCCGUGCUGGAUGUGGAACCACAGACCUUGAAAGUCUUGCGGACUGCUGACUUUGCACCUCUCGUGGUGUUCAUCGCUCCGACCAACACAGCUACCCAGACGGAAAACCUGCAGAUGAUCCAGAAAGAGUCAGACGCCAUUUCAACCACAUAUAGACACUUCUUCGAUGUGGUUCUUGUCAACAACGACGUGGAUGAAAGUGUGAAAGGUGUGGAGGAGGCCAUGGAGCUUGCCACCUCCACCCCACAGUGGGUGCCUGUAUCAUGGGUAUACUGACAGAUGUCUGGCACCAGUAUAAUACCUUUUUGUUUGUUGAAAAGCAGUGCAAUAUCACUCCUUACACGUAACAAGUUAGUGAUGUCCCAGGUGUGUGUGGGUUUUUAAUGUAAUUAAUGUUAAUUUGUCACACAUUUUUUGCACAAAUGCAUCCAAAAAAUAAGCAAUAUGUAGAAAGGUUUAUUUUAGAAAGUCAAGAACCUCACCAGGGAUGUUAUAUUUGCUUGUUUAGACAUUUGUGCUUCAGGCUUUUGAGGGGCUAAGGGAUAGUUUUGGUGCCGCACACCUUUGUGAUUGUUGGAACGUGAGCAAAUGCAAACUAGGACCACAACUGUGAAUGAAAUCCUCACUUUUAAAUGACAGGAUUUUACCAUGUAAAACAUCGUUUCUGGAUUCAUUGUCAUUUUUUUCUUUUCUCAUUAGAUUGUGCCAUGAAAUUGAGAUUCUGAAACUGUUUGUUCAUACAGUAUGUGUAACUCCAUACAACGAUAAUGUCUUCUAGCACCUUUUAGUCAGUCAUUGACAACCUCACAUCUCAAAAAUUGUAUACCUCAUGGGGUACCGUAAAGGCACUUUUAAACAAAAAAUAAAUUUCCCAGCUCUGUUGCAACCA